Molecule: messenger RNA, 2567 nt
Organism: Salvia splendens (bonfire salvia)
Lineage: Eukaryota; Viridiplantae; Streptophyta; Magnoliopsida; Lamiales; Lamiaceae
Exons: 3
Coding region: 114-2135 (673 amino acids)
Source: RefSeq, a predicted model, not a curated record
CUCAAUCUCCUUCAAAUAAUAUCUAAUUAAACCCAGAAAAUAAAUCCUCAUCAAUCAAUAUCCAUAUUCUCAGUUUUCACUUCUCUCUAAAAACAAAAAAAUCGCUCUCAUCAAUGGCGGCUCAUUCCAACAGUUCCCUCUCUCCACUCUCUUCCAAACCCAUUAAUCCAAAUCCAAGAAACCCCGAAACCAAUUCAACAAUUCGCAGAAGCUUCACUGCUACCAACAAACCCUCGCCUCUCAUUAAUCAGAGACGCCUCGAUCCGUUCACACCUGCUAAUAGCCCUUCAGAAUUUGGGGGAAGAAGAUGUGUGGAUAGAGAUUGCGAAGAGAAAGAGAAUGGUGAAAAAGACUGCAUUUUGAAAGCUUCGAAAUUGCAAUCUCCGGCGAAGGGUUGCAAGAAUUUCAUCGCGCCCACGAUUUCUGCGGCCUCGAAGUUCACUCCUUCGCCGAGGAAGAAGGUUUUGGUGGAUAGGAACGAGCCUGUUCGGACCUCCAUCUCGUUCUCAGAUGGAAAGGCCAUGUUUUUCUCUAAUGAGAAUAUGUCAGCUUCUGUUGUUGAGACUCAUCCGGUUUCGAAGCCUUGCAAGAAGGUGACUUUUUCGGAUGAAUCAGUGAUUACUGAUUCUGAUGGUGUGGGAGUGGAGUCGAAGGUUGUUCAGUCUCCCAUUGAUGUUGAUCCGUGUCUCCCGCCUUAUGAUCCGAAAACCAACUACUUGUCUCCGAGGCCUCAGUUUAUUCGUUACAAGCCAAAUCCCAUAGUUGAGAUGCUCUUGAACAAGGAAAAGGGGAUGGAUUCGGAUGAAUUUGAAUAUAGCCUAAUGGCAGAGAUGUUGUCCGUGGGCUCUUCAGACUCUGAUGAGGCCUCAGCUGAUAUGGUGGUUGGAUUGGAUGAAGAGAUGGAAGCUGUUGAUCAUGUCUUAGACUCGCCUUCUUUGGUAUUGCCAAUUGUUACAGCUCCGGCUGAUCAAAUCUUGGAGGAGGAACUUGUUGGGAGUGAUGGGAAGAAGGCAAUUGAUCAUGUGUCUGAGCUGCCUUCUUUGGCAUUGCCGGUUCGUACAGCUCCAGCUGAUGAAAUCUUGAAGGAGGAAUUGGUUGGGAGUGAUGGAAAGAAGCCGAGGAGGGUGGCUAGAUUGAAGUGUUUUUUCACUAUGGUUCUUGUAUUGUUGGUAGCAGCUGGUGCGUCGGUUUCUGUGACGAGCACUCCUUCAUUUGAUGAGUCGUUGUUGUUCAUUAAGGACCCGAGCUUGUCUGAUUUGAGUUGUAGCAGCUUGUACGAGCAAUCAAGAGCUGUUGUUGCCUCUGCAAGGUCGAGUCUAGGCUGUGUAGCGGCUAGUUCUGCAGCUCUAGUGUUCAAGCUAGCUAACGAGCUGGUUGAAGGCGAGAAACAAGCUCCCGUGCAGUUCAUGAACCUGUCUGAUCUGCAAGAGAAUGCUUGGAAGGAGGCAUAUUUUCUGAAACAAGUGGAGAGCGUUGAAGAGGACGAGUUUGAAGAGGAUUUGGACAGUGAAAUGGAAGAUGAAGCCUAUGCAGAUGAGGAGAUUGAUCUUGAAGCUGAAAUUGAUGCAUUUGAAGAGAUGGAUCAAUCAGCUGACUGGGAUGAUUACACUGAGAAGGAAAUUGAUGAAACCAUUGCAGAAACUGCUUCUGAUACUGUGAUUCAAACAGAGAUGGAUCAAUCAGCUCCUGUUUCUCUCAAUCAAGAAACUGAUGUGGAAACUGCAAUAGAAACUUCUCCUGAUUCUGCUCACAUGGAAUCUGAAUCUAUGCAAAAUAUCCAGAUUCAUACAGACAUGGAUCAAUCAUCUGCUGAUCCUCAAAAUCAAGAAACUGAAGUGGAAGCUGAAAUGGAAAUGGAGAAAUCACAAGUUGACAUCAACGUUGUAGCUUCUGAUAAUGUUGAGAUGGAAUCAAGUGUUAUAGCGUUGGCAAUUACUUUUUUGUUGGCAGGUGUGGUUGGAGUUGCGGUCUUAGUGUACAAGAGGUUUCCCGGCUCCUCACCUAACGUUGUGCAAGUGGAGCAAGUCGUGCCAGUUGAGAGCAACAACGGGAUGAAGGGGUUGCUAAAAGCAGCAACACUGAGGCUAUGGAGCAAGAGGAGGAAUAUUAUUCAGAGAGUUGGCAAACGGAAAUGAGCAGCAGCUAUCAUGAGAGGAGUGGUGGAGGAGGCGAAGUAGUGAGCUCGGAGAGGAAGGCUAGAAGGUAUUCGAAGAGGGAAUCGUUGGCUUCAUCCUCGGGGUCGCCUUCUUAUGGAAGCUUCACCACUUAUGAGAGGAUUCCCCCCAAGGCUAAUGGCUAUGGAGAGGAGGAGAUAAUGACUCCGGUUAGGCGAUCCAGCCGGAUUAGGAAGAAGGUCACCUAAGUGUUCUGCAUUAGAAGUAGAAAUACAAGUAGAAGUAUAAAUAGAAUUGUAGAGAAGUAGCAGUGUUGUGCAACACAUCUCUGAUGUGAAAACAGAAAUAGUCUAGUUUCAAAGUAAUGCCUUUGUACUGUGAAUUAGACCAUAUAGUCUAAGUCUACUAUUUUCAAGUUGGCUACAUUUAUAUUAUUCCGUAUGUUUCAUAAAA